AUGUCUUAUUUCCAAAAGCAGAUAAAUGCCUUCAGUAGCAAUGUGGUCUCUGUGGCCAGCAGACUGCCUCAUGACCGAAGAGCCGCUGUUGCGAACAAUGCCGCCUCCUCGACUCCCCAGCCAGCGACGACGGCCUCCACUCCCGCUGCUCAAACCCCGAGGCGCCAUGACGCCGAUAUCGUCUACUCACAGCCUGCCAACACGGGGACAGGGAGAGAUAUCAUGACCCAAGUGAUCUUUGCUAUAGAGCAUAUGAAGGGCAAGAACGUUCCGCUGAAAUUUGCGGAUAUUGAGUCGUACCUUUCGCUCUCAAGACAGGGACACGAUAUGGGUUACAUCCAUGCCCUGAGGCGGAUUUUGCAGUCGCACGAUAAGGUCCAGUACGACCCAGCUGGCGCCAACGGCGAAGGAACUUUUCAGUUCCGCCCUCCGCAUAACAUUCGAUCUGCGGAUCAGCUGCUACAGCACCUCCAGUCCCAAAAGACGGCCCAGGGGAUGAGUGUCCGUGAACUCCGUGAAGGCUGGCCCAAUAUUGUAGAAACGAUCAAUAGCCUUGAAAAGGAGGGGAAGCUGCUUGUGACGAGGAAUAAGAAGGAUAAUCAUCCCAAGAUGAUAUGGGCAAAUGAUCCGUCUCUCACACAGAAAUUUGACCCUGAGUUUUGCCAGAUCUGGGAAAAGGUCAAGAUUCCUGACCAUCAGACCGUGAUGGAAGAGCUCGAGAAGGCCGGUAUAACUCCCACCAGCAAGCACAAGGCCGCGAAAGCCAGGCCGAAGGUAGAGCAGAAGAAGGUCAAGAAGGCGCGCAGGAGUGGCAAGACUACAAAUACACACAUGACUGGUAUCCUCCGAGACUAUUCGCAUCUGAAGAAAUAG
This is a messenger RNA of Microsporum canis CBS 113480, 873 nucleotides long. RefSeq names its product transcription initiation factor IIE subunit beta. Bases 1 to 873 code for a protein of 290 amino acids. NCBI's taxonomy places the organism in Eukaryota, Fungi, Ascomycota, Eurotiomycetes, Onygenales, Arthrodermataceae. The record is from RefSeq and is a predicted model, not a curated record. Gene Ontology annotation, biological process: transcription initiation at RNA polymerase II promoter. The transcript has a single exon. Gene Ontology annotation, cellular component: transcription factor TFIIE complex.